Centropristis striata (black sea bass) is the source of this 4384-nucleotide messenger RNA. It is a transcript of the gene gpr17, whose product is annotated as G protein-coupled receptor 17. Gene Ontology annotation, cellular component: membrane. The transcript has 2 exons. Gene Ontology annotation, biological process: positive regulation of Rho protein signal transduction; phospholipase C-activating G protein-coupled receptor signaling pathway. Bases 219 to 1241 code for a protein of 340 amino acids. The record is from RefSeq and is a predicted model, not a curated record. Gene Ontology annotation, molecular function: G protein-coupled receptor activity. NCBI's taxonomy places the organism in Eukaryota, Metazoa, Chordata, Actinopteri, Perciformes, Serranidae.
AAUUUGUCGAGACACAAAAAGAGCUACAGUCUCAUUCCCGAGAACAUCUUGAGGCAGAGAAAGGGAGUCGUAGGACAGCAUUCUUUGUGUCAGUUCUUCCAGAGCUCCGCCAGUCGCACUCCCAGUCUUCACUCUGCUGCUGCCCUGAUUGUUCACCAGUUGAAUUGUCCCUUCAAGAAGUUCAUUCACUGCAAAGCUCUAAAAGCUCAGCCACCACAAUGGAGUCUGUUACAACAGAGCUGCCCUCUUUAAUAUUCAACGGGUCGUCAUCAGCAAGCUGCGAGCCAGUGGAUACAACCGUUGAGAACACACUGUUUGGAUGCUUCUACAUCCUGAUUUUCUUCCUGGCGCUGAACGGUAACAGUCUGGCUCUCUGGAUCUUCUCUCACCAGCGCGGCGCUUCAUCUCCAGCUAACAUCUUUUUGAUCCAUCUGGCGGUGGCGGACUUAUCAUACGUGAUCAUCCUCCCGCUGAGGGCCACCUACCACCUCACUGGAGGCCACUGGCCCUUUGGCGAGGUGCCCUGCAGAGUAACGGGCUUCUUGUUUUACGUCAACAUGUACGCCAGCCUGUACUUCCUGGCCUGUGUGGCGGGGGACCGCUACCUGGCCGUGGUUCACGCUGUGAGGUCGCUGAAGGUUCGUCGUGCUCGCUACGCUCAGAUAAUCAGCUUCUCUUUAUGGGCGCUGGUUACUGUCUCAAUGGCGCCACUGCUCAUCACCCACCAGACUGCAGAGGUGGACGGUGUGACCGUGUGUUUGCAGCUAUACAGAGAAAAAGCGUCUCGCAAUGCACUGAUCUCACUGGCUGUGGCCUUCACGCCACCUUUCCUGGCCACCCUCUCCUGUUACCUGCUCAUCAUUCACAGCCUGCACCAGGGCUCCAGGUUAGAGCCGGCCCUCAAGCUCAGGGCCCUGCGCACCAUUGGCCUGGUCAUGCUCAUCUAUGUUGUCUGUUUCCUGCCUUAUCAUGUGAGCAGGGCCACUUUCAUCCUGGGCUACAGCCACCCUGACGUCUCCUGCCACACACGCAGAGGCCUGCGCCUGGCCAACCGCCUCACCUCAUCCCUCACCUGCCUCAAUGGCGCCAUGGACCCGCUGAUCUACCUGUUUGGGGCGGAGAAGUUCCGCGGCACCCUGAUGCGAUUGUUUUGCAAAGAUCAGGCAGGAGUGUCAGGAGCCACCAGCGGAGAGUUAAAGGGAACACAUGAGAGCUCUGUGAGCGCCAAGUCUGAGUUUUGAGAAAGAGAAAUUUGAACUCCAUCUGGUCCACUGUCGAAUAAUCCAUGGAUUUCCAGCACAAGCAAAAAUUGGUCUAUCAAUUGACUGUUGUGGGCUACAAGGUGCUGUAGUGGUUAGCACUCUUGCCUCACAGCAAGAGGGUCGCUGGUUCGACUCCUACCUGCGGCUCUUCUGUGUGGAGUUUGCAUGUUCUCUUCGUGUCAGUGUGGGUUCUCAUCAGGUACUCCGGCUUCCUCCCACAGUCCAAAAAUAUGCACUUAGGUAUAAUUGGUGACUCUAAAUUGCCCGUAGGAGUGAAUGAGAGCGUGAUUGUCUGUCUCUAUGUGUCUGCCCUGUGAUAGUCUGGUGACCUGUCCAGAGUGUACCCCGCCUCUCGCCCAAUGCCAGCUGGGAUCGGCUCCAGCCCCCCGCGACCCGAGUGCGGAUAAGCAGAUAAGCGGUUAAGGAUAAUAAAUUAAUGAAUUAAUUGACUGUUGCCUUUGCCUGUCUGAAAACUAAAGGCUCAUUCCACAAAGUGGUUAUGUGCCAAUGUAGCCCCAUUAGCAUGAAUUUAAGGCCCAGUUCCACUGUCCACCUGACAUCUCCUGUGUGAGUGCAGAGGGUGUAAGGACUCCAUAUGAACAGCACUUCGUCAAAUCAAGCUACUUGGAUAGGGGCAUCCUGUGUCCAGUUCAGUGUGGGACUCCUAUUCCAUGUGUGAUGUAAUUAAUUGUAGAGAAUGUUCCCUAUUUGAAAGCAAAAUGGUACUUUGGGACCAAAUCAGCAUAUUUCAAUCAUAAGACAAACAAGUUUUUAUACUUCCAGGGACUUUCCUUAAUUUUCCUUACUUCGUCUAUGUUUUGCUUCAGUUUACGUUUUUAUGCUUCCCAAAGUCCACUGCCAUCGCAGUUGAUUUUCAUGCAUCAUGGGUUAUCUGCACAAGCAAAGUUUACACAGUUGCUGACUUGCAGAAAGUGUUUGUAAAGUCAACCAGAGAACGCUUGGACACAAGCCGUCACCAUCAAAGCCGUCAAAGCCUAAUGAGACGAUGAGGCUCCGGGCGCCUGUGACCUCAAUGAGAAUGAAGUUGUUGAGUCUACUGUUUCCACAAGCUUCUGAUUUUUGUGUCAAACACCAAAUGAUUAGAUAUGUACAUAGUCAACUUUUUUUUCUUUUUUUACUUUUUUUUGUAUCCAGUACCAAAUGUAAUAAAUACUUCUUAGCUUUGAAUACAUUUUCAUUUUAUUUUUUUUAUCAGUGUUUAUAGCCAUGGUAGCAGCAUGACUGGGGAUGGCAGUGUUAGCCGGUCAGUUGGUCGGCUGAACCACACUGAAAUAUUUUAACAAUUGAGGAUGAUUUGGAAAAACUUCUGUGACUUUUUCUGUCAUCAGUAGGUCAAAAUGUUGAUUUGUUUGAUUUGAAUAAGAGUUUAUUGCUAUAUUUUGUCAAUCAUUUGCCAGUGGACUUCUAAACUUGUUGGGCUGAGAGAUACUGUAUGAGCCUCAAUGAUGGUUUUUUGUAUGUACAACCCCAAUUCUAAAAAAGUUGGAACAUGAAAACCCCCAGAAUAUACAAUAAUUUGCUAAUCCUUUCUGACAUAUAUUCAAUUGAAAACUGUAGAAAGAAGAUAUAUUUAAACUCCUGAAACCCAUCUGGCCACUAGUGGCUUAGGAUAUGGGUAGGUCAGACCAAGGUUAGACCUUGUUUUGUUGAACUGAUGUAGUUUCAGUUGUGCUUUACUCACAUGGAAAGUAGAAGAUGAAACCUUUCUCACAUUCUUCAGUUAUAAGCUCUGAAUUCUGAAUAAGAUACUUUCUGGUUUCUUAUUCACAUUUUACACAGCAUCCCAACUUUUUUGGAAUCAGGGUUGUACAACCAUAUGAGUCACAUCCCUCAGAGACUAACCGUUUGUCCUUCAAUUGAUACACAGGUUUCCAUUUGUCCAUAGCUCUAUCUGCCUUUUGUUGCGAGGCCUCUAUCUGCUUAGAGUCAAAAGUUGGAAUUAAUCCCAAAGCUUUGCUUUCGAUAACAUUUAAGACAAACAUUUCACCUCUUGGGAACCAACAGUGGAACAUUUUUCACACAUAGAAAGACAAAGGAUAACACUGCACUUAGCCACAAAACAUUAAGAGCAUGCAUUGUAUGUACAGUACAAUCAUGUUUGCAUGCUAACACACUAAACUAAGAUGUAUGACUAAGAUAUAACUGCUUCAUGCUCAAAGCUAUGAGCUAACUGUACAGCUGUAAUGUGCAUUGUUUUUAGUUACACUAUUAGCAAAACUACAAGAAUAUGUGGCUUGUGGUCAUGUUGCUGGGGUUAUGCUCCCAAAAAUGUUUGUUUGCUUAUGUAAGCCCAUGGGGAAAAGACUUUUGAGCCCAAUGGCAUCACGUGACAGACCCUGGAGGUGUAAUUCCACUGUUUGGCCGAUAUGAAAAUUGGGUUCAAAGCCUGGCGCUCUUCCUGGUGACUUGAAAGAAAUCUCAGAUACUUGCGUUGGUGUGGUCAUUUUGAUCCACAGUCUGCAGUAAUCAGGUGGUGGAGCCACAGUAUCAAGGUCCCACCCAUACACCUGACUGACCAAUCACAAGUCAAGCACAGCUGUCAAUCAUGGCACCCCCUUUAUAUAGUAUCAAACUCUAACUUAAACCAAACCAGUCAGAAAAAUCCACUUUCACAUACAUCAGAGUGAUAAGAACUGCAUAAAAUUACAAAAAUGUCUUUCAGAAAAACUGAUUUGACAUAUACUUAUUUGGAAGUAACAUUUUUUUUUUUUUAGUUUGUCCCAUUUCCCAUCCGCUAGCACAGAGAUGACAGGAUUUAAUACUGCAACCUCAGGGGGGCGAUCAAGAUGUUUUGACAACAGUUUUGGGGAGCUGUGAUGUCCUCCAUCUUUUAUAUAAAGUCAGUGGUACUGACACUGUUCCUGUCAGAAUGAGCAGUAAUUAUGUACAGUCAUGGAAAAAAAUAUUAGCGAGAUAAUGAUUUUGGUUAUUAUCAAGAAAAUCAUUGAAAAUGGCUAGAUAUCAGCUCUUAAAUUAAAUUCUCAUGAGCUAUUUUUGUUGUUAUCAUUAUAUUUAUCCAAACAAAUGUACCUUUAGUUGUACCAGCCAUUAAAAUUAACAAGAAACUGUAGAAAACAUGGGUGGUCUAAUAAUUUUUUCCA